Messenger RNA from Amblyraja radiata (thorny skate), 2399 nucleotides. RefSeq names its product WAS/WASL interacting protein family, member 1b (gene wipf1b). The transcript has 9 exons. Bases 469 to 2031 code for a protein of 520 amino acids. Gene Ontology annotation, molecular function: actin binding. The record is from RefSeq and is a predicted model, not a curated record. Gene Ontology annotation, cellular component: actin filament. Lineage: Eukaryota; Metazoa; Chordata; Chondrichthyes; Rajiformes; Rajidae. Gene Ontology annotation, biological process: actin filament-based movement.
GUGGCGGAACAUUGCGCGCGCGGCCCGGGGAGGGAUAGGGAGCCGGUGCAAAGCGCACCCUCUGCAAACGCUGCCGGCCACCGGCGCUUCUGCAGCGUUUGAAUUGCCCUCUAUAUUUUUUUUUCCACCUCUCUCUCACUCACUGUUGCACGUUUUAAGUUGGGUUUCGAACCCACCCACUCGCCCAGCUGCGGGAACAUUACAUCACUGACACGGCUCAGAGACCCGGAUUGACACCAAGGCAGAACUUUUGAGGCAUAAUUUGCACGGCUCAAGUUUUUAAUAAACAUGUCUGAGCCGUCAGCUUGGCCGGAGGAGCGGUCCAGGGGGGCCGAGUGAUGCAGAGAGCGGCGCACGGAAAGCAAAAUCUUGCAUCUAUCCAAUAGCGUUUGCCAAUUACAAUGCACCUCAAAAAUGUUCUGCCUCUGAUAUUGAAAAUAUAUUCAGCUCACACAUUGAGUACGAAAGAUGCCUCCUCCCCCACCACCUCCCCCUCCAAUUUUUUCACAGGCAUGUUCUGUAAAACCUGUCCUCGGCAAAGGUGAUCAGCCAGGAAGAAAUGCGCUUUUGUCAGAUAUAUGCAAGACCAAAAAACUGAAGAAGACUGUUACCAAUGAUAGGAGUGCACCAGUGGUUAAUGCUCCCAAAGGAUCCAGUGGAGGCGGCAGUGGUGGAGGCGGCAGUGGUGGAGGCGGAGGUGGUGGAGGCGGAGGUGGUGGAGGCGGAGGUGGUGGAGGCGGAGGUGGAGGUGGACCUGGUUUAGGAGGAUUAUUUACUGGUGGAAUGCCAAAGCUUAGGUCUGCAGGAACCAGAGACAAUUCCGAUUCUGGAGGAGGACGACCAACAUUAAUGCCUCCAAGUGCAAGAUUGACUGGUCCCAGACCAUUUGUACCAAACAAUGCCCCACCAAAGUUGCCUGGGUCAUUGUCAUUUCCAAGGAGUAGUAAUCCUGAGCCUCCAAGAAAUAAAUUCCCUCCACCAAGUCAACCAAAAUCUUCAAGGCCGGACAUAGGUUCGAGGUCUGAUGCAGGCCCACCACCUGUACCUAGUGCACCACGACCAUCAUCAUCUAGUACGCCCAGCAGAGGUCCUCCACCCUUUCCAGGAAAUCGGCCGUCAAACACGGGGCCUUCUCUACCCAAUCGCAAUCAAGGGUCUACCCGUCAUUUCUCUCCAACUACUCCACAUAGCAAUACAAAUAGGUCUCAUCCGACUCACAGCUCUGGCAGGGUUGUUGAAGAUAAGCCUUCUCCAUCAACUCUUCCAACUCACAAUACUAACAGACCUCCGUUGCCUCCUACUCCUGCCAGGAUGAUGGAUGAUAAGCCUCCACCACCACCUAAUAUAAAUAGGCCUUCAAUGAAUAGGGAUGGCCCUCCACUCCCACCACCACAGCAUCAAAAACCACCUGUCCCUCAAACACCCAGGCCAACUCCCUCCUUCCAAGCUCCUCCCCCGCCACCACCCAACCGACCAGGACCUCCACAAAGUCAUCAUGGUGCCUCUACAGAUGCUGAAGUUCCAAGGCUUCCUCAAAGGAAUAUGUCCCUCCACGGCACUCCUUCGCUUUCUCCUGGGACAGUUCGAAGUGGUCCUCUUCCUCCCAGUGAGAGACCUCCACCACCUGUAAGAGAUCCUCCCAGCAGAUCAGGACCUCUUCCUCCACCCCCUCCGGGAGGCAGAAACGGCGGUGGACAGAAAGCACCACCCGUCCCACAGCCCCCAAGUCGAAUGGGUUUGGACAACAUGAGGAGUGGCUUCAGGCCCCCACUGCCACCUGACCGAGGAAGCCCUGUACCCCCACCAACAACAAUGAGGAAUGGCUUUCAGGAGUCGUCACAGGCAGUGUGUGAAGAUGAAUGGGAAGGCAAAUUUUCUUUCCAUUCCAUUUCAGACCUUCCACCUCCAGAACCAUAUGUAAACUUUACAAAAACUUAUCCUAGUAAACAAAGCAAGGCAGAAAUCAGAGAUACGUUCCGAAGUGAGCGGGGAGCUCCACCUCUUCCACCAAUUCCACCUACACCAAGGUGAAACAGACUGGCUGUUCAAAGAUCUCGCAAAACCAUCCUGUCCUUGUGAGACCAUUUUGCACGCUUAACUGCAGACUAUUGCUAAAGUGACAUUAAAUUUUCCUCUAUCAGCUCCAGUCAACGUCAGCAGUGGAAAUGGUGGCUUGCUGGCAUUUUGUUUGUGAUACUUAAGUCAUCUGGAAUUUAAAAUGUACUAUAUGCUUUUUGACUGCUUUAAUGUAAAACAUUUGUUUACAUUAUUAUGGACCAGAAUAAAUGUAUUUUGCAAGAAUAUUUCUAUAACCCAUUUCAUUUCAAGGUAUAUAUUAUGGGUGCUCAAUGUAUUAAAAAAAUGUUUUAAUAAAAUCAGGCCCUUUGGCAGUAACCAAA